AUUUGCAGCAUGACCUCAGCCAACUGCUGUUAAACACUACAACUUACCAACCAAAGAAGAGGAGGUGCACAUUAAACCUGUGCAAGGAUGAUGUCCCCUUACAAACAUCGAAAGAGACCCAGAUAUGACGCUCCAACGGUGGAAGCCAUGACAGAGCCAAAUCGUUUUUCAUGUUCCACCACGGAGCAGGAGGCUUAUUUGAAGACUGAAGCUGACACAAGUUACUACACUGGUCUCAACCCACACUUCAAUAAGAACCCUGACAGUGGAGGUGAAGAGUUGGAGUAUGACGCAAGGAAACCCAGAUAUCAGACUCCAGAGGCCGAGGAUGUAAUAAGAGCAAACCUUUCUUUAUGCUCAGAGGAUGAGCCUUAUUCAGUCAUUAGUGAAGCUGACUUUGACACAAUUAAGUGCUCUGGCAUUUACUCCCUCAUCAGUGAGAACCCUGACGACACUCCAGAUGACAGGUUGCCAGAGUCUGAUACAAGUCAAACCAGUGUCAUCUUCAACCAUGAAUUUGCUUCUGACGCUAAUGGCUCUUCAAAAUGGCAGUCCGACCUCACUGGUCAUAGCUGGAGUCUACAGGCCGAGCCAAGCAUCAACCAUCAGACAUCGGUGAAUGAAAAACUAAGUAUAAGAAGGGAAAGGCUCAAAAGAAAUGCGCUGAACCUUAUUGGAGGUGACGCGGUCAAACUACAAUUUAAUCACAGGGCUAAUGGCUGUGUCACAUGGCAGCACAAACUGACCAGGUAUUUUAGGAAUCUUGUGGCCAAACAGAGCUGUGAUAGACUGACCUCGACUGGAAGUGAUGAAGAAUUAUAUAUCAGCAUGGAAGAAGACAGAGAGAAGCUGCAGCCUCACUGUGCUGAGGUGGUGGACCUUCGCUUGCCUCUUGAUGCUCAUGACUUUUCAACCUGGCAGUGCAACUCAACCGAUCAUGAUCUGGAUGAACACGCUGAGUCACACUUUGACAGACCAACCUCCUAUGGACAUUAUGAAAAACCAUACUUUGACAUAAAAAAUAGCAACGAUGAGGAGCCAUUCUGUCUUGGGCUGCCAAACUUGGAGCAAACCUGCUAUAUGAACGCCACUCUGCAAGCCCUCCUGUCUCUGACACCGUUUGUUCAGGAGGUCAGCAAGCAGAGGAAGGUUUGGAGCUAUUGUCCCACCUCUGAAGUCAUGAGGUGGUUUAUGAAGGUUAAAUGUUGCCGCUUCUCGAAUAACAACAAAACAAAGACAUACAUCCUGGCUGCCUUUAAAAUGAUUGUUGCUGCGUUUAACCCAGAGUUUGAAGAUAGCUUUCAGAAGGAUGCACACGAGUUCCUCACCUGUGUGCUAGACAUGAUGAAGUCUCAAUCAGUCAAACUUCAGAAGUCAGCAUGCUUUAUGGGCCUGAGUUACACCUGCCCUGUAAAUGCUCACAUCGCCUUCCAGAUGUUGAGCACCAGGACCUGCACAGGAUGUGGCGUCCAGUCAUUUAAAAAUGAGGACUACAUCAACCUUGCCCUAGACCUGGUCCCUGGAGGGUCACUGCGUGAUUGUCUAGAGGAGUACCUUAAAGAGAGUGAGCUGGAGUAUAAAUGCGAGUGCGGUGCUGAGAAGUCAACACUGUCUUCUUCAUUCUUGAAUCUACCAAAUGUGUUGAUCGUCCAGUUGAAGAGGUUUACCUUCACUCAUUUAUGCACAGGGAUUAAGUUGGACAAACCCGUGCAUGUCCUGCAGGACCUGGAGGUGAAUCCUGGCAAAUGUGGCUCCAACAUCCCAAAGACCCAUUACUGUCUGAUCAGCAUCAUCAGCCAUCUGGGCAAAACACCUGACUCUGGCCAUUAUGUUUGUGAUGUCGUACGAAGAGAUACUUCAGGUGUCUUGACAGACGAUUGGCUGAUAUUCAGUGACAUGCAGGUCUGGGAGGCGACGGGAGCAUCGAUCUUUCAAUGGCGGGAGAGAACGGCCUACCUGCUCUUCUACGAGAAGACCCCUUGACCCUUCCUGGACUUCCUGGUUCUUCCUCGCCACACGUUUUGCCAGACGAGUUUUGUGUCAAACUUCUGGUGGAAGAGGAAUAAUCAGGAGACACUCGAUGAAUUGUAAUGUUGUUCAAAGGAAACAUGCAUGUAAUAAAAUACAAAUAAACAGGAGAAAGCCCAGCUAAUGUUUCAAAAGCCAAAACAUUUACCACGGAACCAUCCAAGCACACCUAAGAGUGUCCAAUUAAC
Messenger RNA from Solea senegalensis (Senegalese sole), 2216 nucleotides. RefSeq names its product ubiquitin carboxyl-terminal hydrolase 26-like. The record is from RefSeq and is a predicted model, not a curated record. The transcript is spliced from 11 exons. Gene Ontology annotation, cellular component: nucleus; cytosol. Bases 88 to 1983 code for a protein of 631 amino acids. Lineage: Eukaryota; Metazoa; Chordata; Actinopteri; Pleuronectiformes; Soleidae. Gene Ontology annotation, biological process: protein deubiquitination. Gene Ontology annotation, molecular function: cysteine-type deubiquitinase activity; cysteine-type endopeptidase activity.